UUCACUUAGUCAUUGAUUAUAAUUUGAUAACAUAUGUUCUAAACAAAAAAUCCAAUUAGAUUGAAUCUAUUACUUUGUAGCAAAUCUUUGUACUAAAAGAGACAGUAGACAUCCUAAUUAUUUACUAGUUUACUAGUUUUAUAAUACGUUUGAAGAGAAGAUCGAUAUAAUUGAAGCAGACAAUAUUUCAUUGUUUAUGUCACGGGAACUUUUCCGUGACUUCCUCGAAUUUCUUUUGUGUUAUAUUAAAAGCACUAACUCAAGUAUUAAUUUCACAAUUUAAACGAGUGGGAUUCUCAGAAUUAAUUCAUUGAUUAUUAAUAUUUAUUCAAAUAUUUAUAAUUAUUUAUAAUUAUAUUAUAAAUUUAUAAUUAUUUAAACUCUCAAUAUCGAAAAAAUGCCGCAUGCAGGCUUAGUAACUAUAAUUCUUGGAGUCACUGUAGCUACAGUUUUAUAUUUUAUGUUUGGAAAUAAUAAACAAAGAAAUGAUCAAUAUUAUGAACAUGGUUAUGAAUCUUAUCCAGAACAAUCCAGUAUGUCAAGAGAUUCCGAUGAAUGUCCAAUAUGUUUACUUCCAUUGGCAUAUAAAAUUAAUUAUAUUUUACAACCUUGUAGACAUAAAUUUCAUAAAAGAUGUAUUGAAAAAUGGGGACAUGAAGCUGAGGUAAGUAAUAUAAAUGAGAUAAUAUUAUGAACAGAUUUAAUUGAUUAUAGCUUUUUUAAUUUUUUCAAAAACGUAAUCCAAAUUUAAAGUAUAAUUGAUGUUAUCUUACAGUCUCAAGCAUUGUGUCCACUCUGCAGAUCUCCAUUUGCUCAAAUUAGAUAGAUUUACAUAAGACUGUCAAAUUUAAUAUAAAAAAUUUAUUGAUUAAUACAAUAUUUUUUGUACUUUGUUGAAAUUAAGAUGUAUUUGUUAAACAUCAAAUUUUCAAAACUAUAAAUAAAUUUUUAAUAGAUAGUUGUAUAAUUGUCUUGUAUAAUUAAGACAAAAAAAAUUCUAUUGGAAAAGUAGAAUAAUUGAAAUGAAAAAAAGUUAAAAUGAAAAAAAAUAUUAUUUUCUAUAAAAACAUUAUAUGCGAGAUGAAA
Molecule: messenger RNA, 1086 nt
Organism: Apis cerana (Asiatic honeybee)
Lineage: Eukaryota; Metazoa; Arthropoda; Insecta; Hymenoptera; Apidae
Source: RefSeq, a predicted model, not a curated record